CAAGAAAAAAAAAUAAAAAUGGAUAAGAAUAUUCUUAUAUUAUUAUAUAUAGUUUUUAUUGGACCAUUGUCUAUUGCAUUAUUUUUGUAUGGAUUCUUUCCUUUGGUACAUUAUGAUAACACUAUAGCAACACAAGAUAAUAUACCAAAAUUUAUAAAAAAUGCAAGAGUAAAAACAGAUACAUUGUAUCAACCAAUGGCUAAGAAAUUGGUCAUUAUGGUUAUUGAUGCCUUAAGGUGGGAUUUUGUAACAGGAUCAAGUGGGAAUGUUAUAAUGCCUAUUACAAGUAGUCUUAUAGCAAAUUCUUCAGCUUCUUUGUUCAAAGCUAAAGUACAACCACCGACUGUUACAAUGCCUAGAAUAAAGGCAAUUACCACUGGUAUGAUACCAAGUUUUAUCGAUGUAGCUCUAAACUUUGGAAGUAAACCAAUUUCUGGUGACAGUGUACUCUUCCAAGCAAAAGAAGCUGGUUAUAAAUUAGUACUUUAUGGAGAUGAUACUUGGAUCACAUUGUUUCCAACUAUAUUUGAUCGUUAUGAUGGUACAACAUCGUUUGUUGUAACAGAUUUUACUGAGGUUGAUAAUAAUGUGACUAGGCAUAUACAUGAAGAAUUAUAUAAUAAUAAUGAUUGGUCUAUAAUGAUUCUUCAUUAUUUAGGUUUGGACCACAUUGGUCAUGUUCAUGGACCAUUUAGUCCAUUAAUUAAAACCAAACUUACAGAAAUGGACAAUUUAAUAGCAAAAAUUCAUUUUAAAGUUCAAGAAUGGAAUCAAAAUAAUGAUUCUACCUUAUUUAUUAUCUGUGGGGAUCAUGGGAUGAAAGAUUCUGGUGGUCAUGGUGGUUCAACAGUAUCAGAAACAACUGUUCCCUUUAUUGUAAUUGGUGGGGAAUAUCAUCAAAAUUAUAAUAAUACCAUAGAGAUAUCACAAAUAGAUAUUGCAUCUACAUUAUCUGUGAUUUUGGGAGUGCCAAUACCAUACCCUAAUAUAGGAACUGUCUUUUUGGAUACUUUAUAUGAUUUACCUAUUUCAAAGAAGUUAUUUAUACUUUAUUACAAUUCAAUGCAAGUCUUUAAUCAUUUCAAAGAGGUAGUUGAUUAUGAGUCUGAAUAUGCAUAUCAGAAAUAUUUAGAAGCAAUAAAGCUCCAUAAUGCAUGGUUAGAUACCAAAGAUCAAUCAGAUGAUAUGACAGAUGAUAUUGUUCUUUCCUAUAAGACUGCACUAAAGGGAAUGAAAGAAAUCCUCAUAAAUAGUACAGUGAAAUAUGAUUUCCAGAUAAUAACAAUAGCUAUAUUUUUCUUAUGUCAUAUUACUUACAUUUUGGUAGGGAAAAUGUCUUCUAUGCCACCUACAUUAAAAAAUGUUUUAUCUUUUAUUAUUUUAAAUAUAUUUUCAUGGCUGUUGGUGAAUUAUUUCUGGAAAAGUGAAGAUGUAUCAUUACUUUAUACAAGAAAUUUCAUCACCACUAUGAUAGCAUUGAGCAUAAUAAUUGCUUUAAUGAUAAAUUCCUACUUACUUGCCAGUAUUAAGCAUCUUAGCAUUUUUUCAUUCGAGAAAGAGAAUGGCAUAGAAAAGUGGCUCCUUUUAUUCGGGACAUUAAUACAUGCAAUUAGUCUUAGUGGUAGUAGCUUUGUGGAGGAAGAACAUCAAACUUGGUAUUUCUAUUGGGCCACAGUCCUCAUAUUAUUGCUAUACAACUCUAUCACGAAAUUUUUCAUGCAUUUACGAUCAAGCUUCCAACAAUGUAUGCAUGCACAGGUUUGCAUUAAGCUGUUGUUAUUACUAAUAGGACACAGAAUUCUUCGAAAAUUAAAUAGUACUGGGGAUAAGUAUGCUCAUCUUCCCGAUAUAGCAGGAUUUUUAGUAGAGCAACAGAGCAAAUUGGGCAUGACUAUUGUGCUUGUCACUGGUCUUGCACUCUUGACAUGGAUUGAUUUUGUUCACCAGAGUAAAAAAUACAAAAAGCUAUCCUUUCUACUGAACUCAGUAGCCAUCAUAUGCAUUUAUCUUCGUCAUAUGCAUAACAAUAGUGUUGCCAAAAUACCAUUUUUCCCUCAGAUUAGAGAGGUACACGAAGUACAAAUUUUCUGGUUUCUACUACUAAUAAAUUUCGCAAAUUACUUUUAUAAUUUAGUCCAAAUAAGAAAAUUCGAUACCAGACUCUUUUUAAGAGUUUCUUUGCAUUUUAUUGUACGAAUGUGGACUAUGAUCUCAGCAAUGCUUCAUCAGCCACACAAUGUAAUACUUUUGCCACUUCAGAUAAUUUUCAGUAGCCUAAUUCGUGGAAUAAUUAAGAACGAUAUUACGCAAGAGAUUUACGUGUUCUUGUAUGCGUGGAUUGGCAAUGUGUUUUACUUCUAUCAGGGAAAUUCUAAUAGUUUGGCGACUAUCGAUGUAGCUGCUGGUUAUGUAGGUGUACAAUCAUACAUACCAUUAAUUAAUGGUUCGUUAUUGUUAAUUAAUACCUAUUCAGCUCCGGGUUUGGCCUAUCUUCUGCUUGUGUAUCAUGCCAUCUUGCAGCAUACGUUCGAUACUCGGAAAAUAGUUGCACAAAUUAGUAAAACGUAUAUUACAUGGAGAUUGUUGCCAGUAGCUAUUUACACAAUUAUAAUCAGCAUUCAGCGUCAUCAUUUAUUCGUCUGGUCAGUAUUCUCACCGAAAUUAUUGUAUGAAGCGGUACAUUCCGCUGUUAUUUGUUUCAUUAUAUUUAUCAUGCUAAUCUUGACUAUAUUGCAAGAGACAAUAAAUAAUUCUGCAAGAUGA
This is a messenger RNA of Eufriesea mexicana, 2763 nucleotides long. It is a transcript of the gene PIG-G, whose product is annotated as phosphatidylinositol glycan anchor biosynthesis class G. Gene Ontology annotation, cellular component: endoplasmic reticulum membrane. NCBI's taxonomy places the organism in Eukaryota, Metazoa, Arthropoda, Insecta, Hymenoptera, Apidae. Gene Ontology annotation, biological process: GPI anchor biosynthetic process. The annotation marks the transcript as partial. The record is from RefSeq and is a predicted model, not a curated record. The transcript has 13 exons.